AUGGUGAAGCUUAAGAGGCAACUGAUGACUGAGUAUGAGAUGACUGAUCUAGGAAAAUUGUCUUAUUUCCUUGGCAUGGAAUUUGUGUCCUGUGAAAAAGGAAUUUUUCUGCAUCAGAAGAAGUACAUUACAAAUGUACUCAAGAGGUUUAAAAUGCUUGAGUGCAAACUUGUAUCUACACCAGCUGAUAUUACUGUGAAAUUGCAAAAAAAUGCCACUGAUGAAGGUGUUGACUUUACAUUGUUUAGACAGUUGAUUGGCUCACUUAGAUAUGUCUGUCACUCAAGGCCAGACAUAGUUUAUAGUGUUGGAGUAGCAAGUAGAUACAUGGAAGUGCCUAAGAGAACUCACAUGGUGGUUGCAAAGAGAAUACUUAGAUAUCUCAAGGGCACAAUCAAUUGA
Molecule: messenger RNA, 402 nt
Organism: Glycine soja
Lineage: Eukaryota; Viridiplantae; Streptophyta; Magnoliopsida; Fabales; Fabaceae
Exons: 1
Coding region: 1-402 (133 amino acids)
Source: RefSeq, a predicted model, not a curated record